This is a messenger RNA of Musa acuminata subsp. malaccensis (wild Malaysian banana), 1873 nucleotides long. Its product is annotated as protein FAF-like, chloroplastic. NCBI's taxonomy places the organism in Eukaryota, Viridiplantae, Streptophyta, Magnoliopsida, Zingiberales, Musaceae. The record is from RefSeq and is a predicted model, not a curated record.
GAAGCAGUGGAGAUGGAGGGCCCUGAAAGCUAAAAGGUUGCGGAGGGAGAGUGAGGAACAGAAGGACAGCCUGCCUUUUUCUCCUACCAUAAAUACACUGCUAUCCUUCCCUCGUUUCUCAUCAGCAGCGCUGCUUCUGAGACGAGCGUGGUGGUCGGAGGAGUUGGACAGCUUCUCGUCAUUCUAUCUCCUUCUUCUCUCAGUUUCAAUAACGUUAACCAAAGCCAAUUCACAAUCCUUGUUUGAGAUGUCGGUCUUGGUGCUGCAAACACCCUUUCAAAUGACGAAGUAUGAAUGGCCGGUGGCGGAGGAGCGAUACGAGAGUAAAGAUGAUGCUGUGAUGGCCGUGGAAGACGAUGAGGAGCGGCCCGGGCAACUCGACAUAUGGAGAGCCAUCCAGGCGCAGAAGGCUGCCACCGAUUCGCCGGCUCCUUAUGUUCAUCCUCUGGUGACGCGGUCUUCGAGCUCGCUGAGCCAGAAGAGCCUCCAGACGUGCACGGAGAGCCUGGGGUCGGAGACCGGCUCCGACGACUUCUCCUCGUUCCUCGACGAGCUUGAUGUCGAUUACUUGCCGAUGGUUGUGACGGAGAGAGAAGAAGAAAACCAUGACGUGCACGGCAAGCUCGUGAUCAUUGAGGAACGACGAGUGUGGCGAAACAGAGAAGCAGAGGAGCGCGAAGUGCCGCAACGCAAAGGGAAGGAGCUGACGUCAGUGAACUACCACGGCUCCGUUGGCAGGAGAUCAGUCCCGAGGCUGUUCCCUCCGCCAUUGCCGUCCAUCUGCCGCCGCGACGGCGGGCCUUGCCUGCACAUGAGGCCCCGUCGCCGGGAAGGCCGACUUCUCGUCGAGGCUGUCAGUGUACCCUCCAAGAACUACCUCCACGCGCAGCGCGAGGGUGGCCGCCUCCUCCUGUCCUUCAUCGACGCCACCUUCCACGACCCCUCCUCCGACAGCACAGAACCAGGACAACCACAAGAACAAAAUCGAACUGUUGACGAAGAAUUGAAUGAAACCAAAGAAAAUGAAGUAGCAGAGAUCGCACGGUUAGAAGAGGAAGAUGAAGGGGAAGAGAACUGCUACGAGGAAGGGGAAGACGAAGAGGAGGAAGAAGAGGAAGUGGAAGUAGUCGACAGGGGCACCGUCAUCGAGGUCACAGUGAGCACACAACCCCAGCAACCGAGCGGCGGCGCCAUGAAGGUCCUCCGCUCUUCCCUUGUCAUCAACAAGUUCGUCGGCUGCAAUCGACCGAGCAGCAACGCCAGGGUCGACCUUCCGCCGGAAUCCGAAACCACCAAAACCAGACUCAACAACCAAGAUCAAGCUCCGACAGCAGCUUCAGUCAUGCGACGGCCCCCGCCAACAACCGCCACAGCAGCGGCUGCAGUGGUGCUAGCCUCUGUCCUCAGCGGAGAUCAAGAUGAACACAGCUUCGACGGAGCACCACACAGCCACCUGCCUCCGGACAACAAGCUGCUGUUCAUCUCGAGGCGGUGGAACCGGGAGGAGCUGCUGCACAGCAUGAGCAGGUGCAGCCAGCUGCGCAGGCCAUUGUUCAUCUGGGAGCCCUGCUGCAUCGUCACUUCCUCUUCCUGAGUCACAGCCCUCCAUGAAUCCAUCCUACCUUACCUCAUGUCAUCUGCCUAUUCAUCCAUCUAUCUAUCUACCUACCUAUUUAAGUUGAUAUUGUGGUCAUUAACAUAGUAAGGUCGUCAGGGCAAUAAGGCAGAGCGUGUCAAAAGCCUCACUGUUGGGGUUCCUUUGCAUCAGCAGGUCUGUCUGCUGCUUUUUGACAUCGAUGUCUCUGUUUUUUUUGGCUCAGUGGUGGCAUGUUGACGACACGACAAUGGACGAUUUGGUAUCACUGUGAUUAGA